Molecule: messenger RNA, 1750 nt
Organism: Neurospora tetraspora
Lineage: Eukaryota; Fungi; Ascomycota; Sordariomycetes; Sordariales; Sordariaceae
Exons: 4
Coding region: 162-1427 (421 amino acids)
Source: RefSeq, a predicted model, not a curated record
CUAGCUCACACAAGCUCCAAACUUCCUCUUCUUCCUUUCCAGUUUGGCGGCUCAAGGUUGGGAUCACAGUACCAACCAGCCGCAUGGAAGAACCAUAAAACACUCCAGCCACAUCAUUCUUCUUCUUCUUUGUCCGCCCCCGCCCCCGCCCCCUCCCCGUCAUGCUUGUCCGGCCGCCGCCGCUCUUCGGCGCCACUAUCGGCAUUCUGCCACCAUGCUUCCCACGUUCAGUGCUAGUCACGAAGACGACAAUAUCGGCGAAAACAGCAGCCACAAAAGUACUUGGAUCACCCGUGAACGUUGUUGCGGCUUAUCAUAUGCGGGGCCCGUCACAGUUGCGAUGGCAAUCACAACUUCUUUGUCGUAGCAUGGAAGCGCUACCUCAGGCACAGAAGAUCACUCCAGUCGCAGCACCAGUCCGACUGAGUGGGAGGAAGUCUUCGCUAGUGAUGCGACUUGUUGCCAUCAGACUGGCCUCAACUGAGUCACCGGCGGCGCAAAAGAAACAGGGAGGGGUAGUACAGGCUAGCAAUGGAGAACAGACACAGGCACAGACACAGGGUCAAGCUCAACUACCACCGACUGCUGCGAAUGGGGUCCCGCAGCUUAAGGCGCCGAAGCUUGAAUAUCCUGAGCGUUUGCUUAUCUAUAAUGCCGGCAAGGGGAAAAUCAUCUUCAUCGCCCUCCUCAAACUCACCACGGUCUUGAUCUUUUCCGCCUUCGGCCUCUUCGUCGCUCCAGCUUACAUCGUUAACGGGUCGCCCCUCGCUGGCGUCGCCAUCUUCACCUGCGGCCUAACCCCCCUCCUCUUCCUCGCCCACUCCUCCCGCCCCUUCGUCGCCCAAAUCCACCUAACCAAGCUCCCCCCCUACGCCCGCCUAUCCUCCGACGUCCUCCUCCGCUUCGCGCGCUCUCUGCCCCCUCAGUCUGCCUCCCGUCUCGAAUUCGUCACCAUGUCACUGAUCGGUAAGCCGCGGGUCUCCAGCGUCAGCGUAGCUGACCUAAAACCUGUUUCUUCUCUUCCUUCCUUCAAAAAUGGCUGGUUAAAGAGGGUGAAUUUCGUUCGCGUCGACCCCCAACCCACCACCCCCUCUACCGCAACCACCACCGCAACAACAACAACAACAACAACAACAACAACAACCAAUCCCAAAACCAACAACAAAAAACUAUCCUCCACCCAAUGGAAAAUCCAACAACUCCAAACCCAACAGCAACAACUCAAAGAGAAGAAACAGCAAGGGUGGAAGCAAAGGAUUUUUUCGUGGGCUCGGUUCAAGAGUGUUAAAGAGUUUUACGUUACUGAUGUCCCCCAAAAGACGGCGGAGAAGAGGGGGGUGAAGGAGGCGAGGGUUUGGGAGGAGAUUCGGGGGUUGAUUGAGAAGAGGGCGGUUAGGGAGGCGGAGAGGAGGAUGGGGGGUAGGUGAGGGUGAGGACAGAGUGAGGUAUGUAUGAUUAAAUGGGGACUAGAGUGGUGGCUUGGUUGUUGUGGCCGAGUGCCAUUUGUAACUAUCUCUAGGGGGGAAAGUGUAUAAGGCUCAUAGAUAUGCCAUGCCCUUUCUUUCAGGAAUCUACGCCUGCGGCACUAAAUCAUGACUGCUCUGUUUGUUGUACAUUUAUUGGGGUGCAUGAUACCUAUGUAGGCAAUAUCAUCACAUCCAAUGCCUGGCUGGCCAUGCUAUCAAACCUCAGUCGAUCCUUCAAUGUGCAUUUUCUCUAUAUCACAAACAUCAUCUACAAUUAUCCCCAU